This is a messenger RNA of Coprinopsis cinerea okayama7#130, 327 nucleotides long. RefSeq lists its product as hypothetical. Gene Ontology annotation, cellular component: extracellular region. The transcript has 3 exons. NCBI's taxonomy places the organism in Eukaryota, Fungi, Basidiomycota, Agaricomycetes, Agaricales, Psathyrellaceae. Gene Ontology annotation, molecular function: cellulose binding. Gene Ontology annotation, biological process: carbohydrate metabolic process. The record is from RefSeq and is a predicted model, not a curated record. The coding region runs from base 1 to 327 and encodes 108 amino acids.
AUGCGCUUCUCUACUCUCGCUUUCAUCUUCGCCUCCCUGGUCAGCACUGUUGCUGCCAGCCCACUCAAGAUCGCUCCUCCUGUACUUGGUGUUGACCAAUGCGGUGGUGACUAUUACGAUGGUUCACGAACCUGCCCUGAAGGGCUCCGCUGCCAGCGGUUCACUCGACUCUUCCACGGAUGCGUUCCCGUUCAAGAAGAGGAUCCCAUCAUGUCCAUACUCCCUCAUCCCGCCAUUCCGGUGGAGGAGCCGGCUUUCUCUAUCCUCCCUCACCCAGCCAUUCCUGGACCCGAGGAGCCUACUUUUUCUAUCCUCCCCCACCCUUAA